This is a messenger RNA of Bombus impatiens (common eastern bumble bee), 1474 nucleotides long. RefSeq names its product WD repeat domain phosphoinositide-interacting protein 4. Gene Ontology annotation, biological process: autophagy of mitochondrion; nucleophagy; protein localization to phagophore assembly site. The transcript is spliced from 7 exons. The record is from RefSeq and is a predicted model, not a curated record. Gene Ontology annotation, cellular component: cytosol; phagophore assembly site membrane; extrinsic component of membrane. Bases 298 to 1335 code for a protein of 345 amino acids. NCBI's taxonomy places the organism in Eukaryota, Metazoa, Arthropoda, Insecta, Hymenoptera, Apidae. Gene Ontology annotation, molecular function: phosphatidylinositol-3-phosphate binding; phosphatidylinositol-3,5-bisphosphate binding; protein binding.
UUAGUUAUAUACGAAAGAUAUUUAUUAAAAAUAACUGUUGUACCACCCAGAGAAAAUAAUAAACCUAUUAAAAGAUAUUUGCUUGCGCUAUUCAUAAAGUGAAAAUCAGCCUUACAAUGCUAUCUUACGUACCACAUAAAGAAUGAAAUACUGUGCCAAACAUUGUAUCGUAGUCACAGCUGAUUGUGAAAGGAGAAUGUAAACAAAAACACGUAGUAUAGUUAUUAGAAAAAAAUUCAUAUAUCGAUAGAAGAAAUACUCAUUCAUUAAAUUUAAUGUAACACCAGAUAAUAUCAAAUGGCUGGAGAAAGAAAUAUUCUUAAUUUACGAUUUAAUCAGGAUCAAGGAUGUUUUACAUGUUGCAUGGAAUCUGGUCUUAGAGUAUACAAUGUAGAACCAUUAGUUGAAAAAGCACAUUUAGAUAAUGACAUAAUGGGAAGUAUAGCUAUUGCAGAGAUGCUUUGGAGAACAAAUAUCAUUGCCAUAGUAGGUGGUGGUACAAAACCAAAGUUUGCAGAAAAUACAGUACUUAUCUAUGAUGAUUUAUCGAAAAAGUUCGUAAUGGAAAUUACAUUUACCAGUCCUAUAAAAGCUAUACGAUUACGUAGGGACAAAAUGAUAGUGGCACUUCAGCGAGAAAUACAUGUUUUCUCAUUUCCUAUGCCAACACGAAGAUUGUUAACUUUAGAAACCAGAGAUAAUCCAAAAGGAUUAGUUGAAGUUGCUACAUUAGCUGCUGCACAAAAACAACUUCUUGCUUUUCCUGGUCAUAAACAGGGUAGUGUACAAUUGAUUGACCUUGGUGCUACAGAAGCUGGAAGUUCUAGUGCUCCUGCAACUCUAGCAGCACACCAGGGAGCACUGGCCUGUCUCGCAGUUAACAGUAGUGGAACAAUGAUAGCAACUGCUUCCACUCAAGGUACUUUAGUUAGAGUAUGGGAUAGUAUACGUAGACACUUAUUAGUGGAAUUGAGAAGAGGUGCUGACCCUGCAACACUUUAUUGCAUUACAUUUAGUAGAGAUUCGGAAUUUCUAUGUGCUUCCAGUGAUAAGGGAACUGUACAUAUAUUUGCAUUAAAAGACACACACUUGAAUCGUAGAUCGACUUUCUCAAAAAUGGGAUUUUUGGGAAAUUAUGUUGAAAGUCAAUGGGCAUUGGCUACAUUUACAGUACCACCAGAAUGUGCUUGUGUAUGUGCAUUUGGUACAAGAAGUUCUGUUAUAGCCAUUUGUGUGGACGGAACAUUUCAUAAAUAUGUUUUUACUGCCGACGGAAAUUGUAACCGUGAAGCAUUUGAUGUCUUCCUAGAUGUUUGUGAUCAUGAUGACUUUUAACACAAACUUUAUAUUGUAUUUAUAAGAUGAUAUGUCUAUAGAGAAGUUUCUAGUCAUUUCAAGUAAGAAACUUCUUGCAGCUGAUAUCUGUACAGUAACAUAAUUAUAUUAAUAAUUAUAAGAAGAGUACAAAUCAUUA